AUGGCAGUCAGAAUUGAGCGGUUUCUCAACACAACCGGAUUUUUCUUCUUCACCCUCAUCCUCUUUUGCCUCAUCCUCCUCACACCAGCAGAUGCCAUCUACCAAUGCUACGAGACGAAUCGGCUCACCAACGUCUUCUUCAUUAUCGGCGCAUAUGUGAUAACCUUUAUAAUUGCGGCACUCAUCUAUGCGACACGUAUCUACACAAAUCGGAGUGCACUCACUGGCAUACCCAAAGCUUGGAUCCCCGUGGAGAGGGAAGAUGUGAACAAGAGUGUUAGGCGAUUAGUGAAGGAAGGCCUUGUCCGCAGCGCCGUCAUCACGUACCAAGCCCGCCCGCGAGAUAUAUCCACGGACGGGGACAGCUUCCAACAAUACAGUCCGUUUCUCAUUGACCCCGAACGACCGCCAUGGGGCCAUAUCGAGCACCCCGGCUGGUCUUCGCCUAAUUCACCAGACUUACCCAAUCUACCAUAUCGCACGGUCAUACAGGAGCUCCCCAGCUUGAUUGAAGCCAAAGCUGUCUCUCUUGCCCCUGCCGAUUCAUUAGCGCCUGCGCCUACAUUCCACUUCGAUCCGUCAGGCGACCUUACGACGCAGUCUCUCCCGGAUACACGCGUGGUAGAAGUAUUACAACGACCUGCCUCCAUGGGUCUGAGAGAAUAUAUCCGCCAUCUGACGUCCCUCGGGGCUAUCUAUCCGCCAGAACUCGGUGCAGAUUUCCUUGCGCUGUACGAACACGCCCGAUUCUCACCGCGCGAACUACACGAGGCAGAAUUCCGCGACCUGAUGCAUCUCUUCGCAGAGGUCCUGAGAGGGAUGACAUCCCUUGCACCACCGAUUUUGGAUGAAAUUCGCGACAACGCAAGCUAUCGACAAGCUUAUAGCGAAUCUGUCAUUGGGCCCUCGGAUGAAGAAGGAGAAACAGAUACCGUGGGGACAUAUGGCUACGACGGAGCUCCGGGCUUCAUGCGGAGUAACAGCCUUCGCCCAUCGAAUGCGUCUACAUGGGAAACCCAGUCCGGGUAUGACACUGCGCCCGCAAUGCAGAGCCCCGCCUCGGGGCUUUCCACAGACAGUGGAUCCUACGCGACGCAAAGCUCUUUUCGCACGCCCUCUACGAGGUCUCUACGAUCUCUACGACGCGUGGCAUCGCGCCAAUCUAGCAGUUCGGGAGGAAGUGUCAUUCGCCUGGCACAGCCACGAGAUCAGACAGAUUUGCCGUAUAUAAUUAACUACGCGGGACGUAGGCAAUGA
Molecule: messenger RNA, 1257 nt
Organism: Penicillium hordei
Lineage: Eukaryota; Fungi; Ascomycota; Eurotiomycetes; Eurotiales; Aspergillaceae
Exons: 1
Coding region: 1-1257 (418 amino acids)
Source: RefSeq, a predicted model, not a curated record